Messenger RNA from Mesocricetus auratus (golden hamster), 8569 nucleotides. RefSeq names its product adhesion G protein-coupled receptor F5 (gene Adgrf5). The record is from RefSeq and is a predicted model, not a curated record. The coding region runs from base 268 to 4422 and encodes 1384 amino acids. Gene Ontology annotation, molecular function: G protein-coupled receptor activity. Gene Ontology annotation, cellular component: membrane. Gene Ontology annotation, biological process: cell surface receptor signaling pathway; G protein-coupled receptor signaling pathway. The transcript has 23 exons. Lineage: Eukaryota; Metazoa; Chordata; Mammalia; Rodentia; Cricetidae.
UUUUUCAAACGGCAACGAGGCUCUAGGGGAUGGCUCCGUGAGGCUAGGAGGAGUGCAGCUCGGGAAGGCUAAACUUGACCAAAGGAGUGGCCAGUCCUGUUCACAAUGAAGCCUGCCCUGCUGCCCCCUGAGUGUCUGUGAGGUUCCCCAAGCAGGCUGCGGGGCCGAUGGCCCCGUAGUGAAAAACAGAAGUUUCUCCACAUCUGUUGAGAGCAGACCCCUGGAGACAACAGUGGUAAACAGGCAAAACAACUCGAAUCAGAAGAAAUGAAAGCGCUAAGGACACUUGCGUUCUGCUUGGUGCUUAUUGUGACGUGUUCUUCAGAAGCGACACGGAGCACGACUGUUCACCCUUUGAUUCUCCAUGACCAUGAACUAGCAGGGGAAGAGCCAGUGAGGCAGAAACGAGCAGCUGCAGUGGGUGGUCCCGUGGAGGAAGAAUACACCGUGGAUAUUGAGAUCAGUUUUGAAAACAUCUCCUUCCUGGAGUCUGUCAAAACUCACUUGAACAGCCUCAGUUUUCCAAUUCAAGGAAACAGCACUGUUCCAGCCACUGACAUCGUGAGCAUAGCGGUGACAACAGUCUGCAAGCCUGCUGGAAAUGACCUUCUGUGCUCCUGUGAGAAAGGCUAUGUGUGGCCUCGGGAAAGGUGUCUCCACAGUCUCACUUGUCAAGAGCAUGAUGGUGCCCUGUCAGGCCGCUCCUGCAGUUGUUUGAAAGGACUUCCUCCCCAGGGACCUUUCUGCCAGCUCCCAGACGCAUAUAUCACCUUAAAAAUCAAAGUCAGACUGAACAUAGGAUUUCAAGAAGACCUCAAGAACUCGUCCUCCGCCCUCUAUAGGUCCUACAAGACUGACCUGGAAAGAGCGUUCCGAGAGGGUUACAAAACUUUACCAGGAUUCAGAUCGGUGACUGUGACACAGUUCACCAAAGGCAGUGUGGUUGUGAACUAUGAGGUCCAGUUAAAAUCGGCACCACUGCCUGGAUCAAUUCACAAGGCCCACAAGCAAGUCACGCAGAGCCUCAACCAAACUUACAGAAUGGACUACAACUCCUUCCAAGGAACGCCGAGCAAUGAAACGAAGUUCACCGUUACCCCAGAAGUCAUCUUUGAAGGAGACAGCGUGAUUCUGGAGUGUGAAAGUGAGAUCGUGUCCUCCAACGCUUCUUGGUACCAUGGAGAAAAACGCUUGGAGAUCCAGAGUGGUGGCAGAUUCUCCAUCCACACCUCCGUCCUCAACAACAUGAGCUUGGUCUCCCGCCUCACCAUUUAUAACUUCACGAAGCAAGAUGCAGGUGAAUAUCGUUGCAAGCUGACACUGGAUAUCUUUGAAUAUGGUGACUCCAGAAAACUAGAUGUCACUCCCAUUCGGAUUUUGGCCAAGGAAGAAAGGAAGGUGGUGUGUGACAGCAACCCGAUAUCGCUGAAUUGCUGCAGUGAGAAUAUUGCAAACUGGAGCAAAAUUGAAUGGAAGCAGGAGGGAAAAAUAAAAAUUCUAGGGAUGCCUGAAACAGACCUGGAGUCUAGCUGCAGCACUUACACCCUCAAGGCAGAUGGAACCCAGUGUCCCAGUGGGUCUUCUGGAACAACAGUCACCUACACAUGUGAGUUCGUCAGUCCCUACGGAGCCAGAGGCAGUAAGAACAUAGCCGUGACAUUCAUCUCUGUAGGAGAUAAUUCCAGCUACAAAGGGGAAGUGCCCGAGUCCGUAAGGCACGUGAUGGAAGUGAGUACAGUUCAGAGCACCACCAGGAACAGCCUAGAAACAAGUAAAGCCCAGGAGCAGCAAGCCAACCUAACAAUAACCCCGGACCCAAUUUCUGUUUCUGAGGGACAAAGCUUUUCAAUAGCAUGCCUCAGCGAUGUGAGUAACUAUGAUGAGGUGUACUGGAACACUUCAGCUGGCAUUAAAAUCCAUCCAAGGUUUUAUACCAUGAGGAGGUAUCAGGAUGGAGCCGAGUCGGUGCUGACGGUGAAGGCUUCCACCAGGGAGUGGAACGGAACCUACCACUGCAUAUUUAGAUACAAGAAUUCAUACAGUGUUGCCACAAAAGAUGUCACCGUUCACCCACUGCCUCUGGAGUCAGAUAUCAUGAUGGACCCUCUGGAAGCCAGUGGCCUGUGUACCAGUCCCCAUCAAUUCAAGUGCUGUGUGGAAGAGGAGCGAGGGCAAGAGUACUCGGUCACUUUCCAUGUCGAUUCCUCAUCCUUCCCUGCUGAAAGAGAAGUCAAUGGCAAGCAAGCAUGCUACAAAUACAGCCUGCCACCAAACUUCCUUCCUCGGUGUCCCAAAAAUAUCAGUGUGUUUUGCCACUUUACCAAUGCGGCCAACACUUCAGUCCGGAGCCCAUCCAUGAAGCUUACCCUUGUUCCAGGGGAAAAUAUCACAUGCCGGGAUCCUGUAAUAGGUAUCGGGGAGCCUGGGAAAGUCAUUCAGAAGCUGUGCCAGUUCUCAAGUGUUUCCAGAAGCCCUGGCCAGAUCAUCGGUGGAACUGUCACUUAUAAAUGUGUAGGCUCCCAGUGGAAGGAGGAGAAAAGGACCUGCAUCUCAGCCCCAAUCAACGGCUUGCUCCAGUUGGCCAAGGCUUUGAUCAAGAGCCCCUCCCAGGACCAGAAGCUCCCUACAUACCUGAGGGACCUCUCUGUUAGUGCUGGGAAAGAGGAACAGGAUAUCCGCUCCUCUCCAGGGAGCCUGGGAGCCAUCAUCAACAUCCUUGAUUUGCUCUCAACAGUUCCAACCCAAGUGAACUCAGAAAUGAUGAGGGAUGUGCUUGCUACCAUUAAUGUUAUCUUAGACAAGUCCGCCUUGAACUCCUGGGAGGAGUUACUACAGCAACAGAGCAACCAGAGCUCUCAGUUCCUGCAUUCAGUGGAAAGGUUUACCAAAGCCCUUCAGCUGGGAGACAACACCCCUCCGUUCCUCUUCCACCCCAAUGUUCAGAUGAAGAGCAUGGUAAUAAAACGUGGCCACCCCCAAGUCUACCAACAGAAGUUUGUUUUCGCAGACUCUGACCUGUGGGGCGACGUUGCCAUUGAUGAGUGUCAGCUGGCAAACUUGCAGCCAGAUUCAUCUGUUGUCACUGUGGCUUUCCCAACUCUGAAAGCCAUCCUUGGGAAGGAUGCACAGAAAAAGACGUCUUCCAACAGUUUAGUGAUGACAACCACCGUCAGCCACAGCAUCAUCAAGCCAUUUAGGAUUUCCAUGACUUUUAAGAACAACCAUCAUUUGGGUGGCAAGCCACAGUGUGUCUUCUGGAACUUCAGCCUUGACAACUACACAGGGGGCUGGGAUGGCAGUGGGUGUACUGUGGAGGAUGAUGGUAGGGACAACAAGGACAGGGUGUUCUGCAAAUGUAACCACCUGACGUCAUUCUCCAUCCUCAUGUCCCCAGACUCCCCAGAUCCAGGAUCUCUCCUAAAAGUACUGCUGGAUAUCAUUUCUUACAUCGGGUUGGGUUUUUCCAUCUUCAGCUUAGCGGCCUGUAUCGUUGUGGAAGCGAUGGUGUGGAAAUCAGUGACCAAGAAUCGAACUUCCUAUAUGCGCCACAUCUGCAUAGUCAACAUUGCUCUCUGCCUUCUGAUCGCUGACAUCUGGUUCAUUGUGGCUAGUGCUAUCCAUGAUGGUCACUACCCACUCAACGAAACAGCCUGCGUGGCGGCCACCUUCUUCAUUCACUUCUUCUACCUCAGUGUCUUCUUCUGGAUGCUAACCCUGGGCCUCAUGCUCUUCUACCGUCUGAUUUUCAUCCUGCAUGACGCAGGCAAGUCCACCCAGAAAGCCAUUGCCUUUUCCCUAGGCUAUGGCUGCCCUCUCAUUAUCUCAUCCAUCACGGUGGGGGUUACCCAGCCGCAGGAAGUCUACAUGAGGAAGAACGCAUGUUGGCUCAACUGGGAGGACACCAGAGCCCUGCUGGCUUUCGCCAUCCCAGCCUUGAUCAUUGUGGUGGUGAACGUGAGCAUCACAGUCGUGGUCAUCACCAAGAUCCUGAGGCCUUCCAUCGGGGACAAGCCAGGCAAGCAGGAGAAGAGCAGCCUGUUCCAGAUCAGCAAGAGCAUCGGGGUCCUCACGCCGCUCCUGGGGCUCACUUGGGGUUUCGGUCUUGCCACAGUGAUCCAGGGGAGUAAUGCUGUGUUCCACAUCAUAUUCACCCUCCUCAACGCCUUCCAGGGGCUCUUCAUUUUACUCUUUGGCUGCCUCUGGGAUCAGAAGGUGCAGGAAGCUUUGCUGCAUAAGUUUUCAUUGUCAAGAUGGUCUUCUCAGCACUCAAAGUCAACAUCCCUAGGUUCAUCCACACCCGUGUUUUCCAUGAGCUCUCCAAUAUCCAGAAGAUUUAAUAAUCUUUUUGGUAAAACAGCAACCCCAAAGGUCCCCCCAAGCAAUGAUGGAAAGCCCGUUAGCAGUGCCAGUUCAUCAUCCUGAUGGAACAUAUAACGUUUCCACCCCAGAAACAACCAGUUCAUCCGUGGAAAAUUCAUCUAGUGCUUACUCGCUGCUCAACUAGGACCAGACAAAGCCAAAUCCGCAGGACCUCUCAGAAACAGGGCAUGUGCCGAGAAAAAGGGACCCAUCCACAUCUAUGGGUAAAGUGUUCUCUCUGCAGACUGCUUGCUGGGAGCAGAUGCUGAAGACACUCAGUAGCGAGGAUGCUUUCUUCUGUAAAGACAGACUAAAAGCAAUUUCCAUGUUUAUUUUUGUCCUCCCCAUCCCUCUUGUAAUGCCAAAUAUGUAUAGUAUUUAAAAGAAACUCCCUUAAGACCCAACUUUUCUAUAUGUAUUGUAAAAUAGAAUUUUGAAGAGAGUUUUUCAUCACCCCAACGCCCCUGCCAUUGACACAAAGAUAAGUAUAAGAAGUUAGUACUCAGGAGUUCAAUGAAUUCAAGGAAAAAAGAAAGGGUGGGAGGAAGGAAGGAGGAAGGUAGGAAAGAAAGAAGGGAGAAUAAUGUAGAAAACAUUAAUGAGCACAUUUUGAGGUUCCUACAUCAAGAUCUAAUAUGAUCACUCAGAUAUCACAGUGCAGAGAAUGAAAAUGUAUGGCUCAAAAAUGGACAAUGAAAUGAAGUCACAGGGGGCGAGCUUAGCACAUUGCUGAUACUUCCCAGCAAAAGGAUAGAAUCCAAGACAGAGGAGAAGCAGGAAGGGAACCAUGCCAUGAGGAUGCCUCUGGCUGGAUGGUAAUAUUUGCAAGCUACGUACCCAAGGAGACACAUGUCCUCAUGACAAGGACAUGCGUAUGAACCUUUGCAUGUCAGGGCCUGAGCAAAGCAGGAUAAGCACACAGAGGAAACGUGACAGCAACGCUGUCAGACUCAAGUAAGGAUUCAUCUCUCAUGGUUUGUCAGAGAGGCACUGCAUGUUAGUUUUGUUCAACGUUUCGAAAGCAAUGCAUGUGUAUGUAUAUAGUAUACCCAGUUAUUGACAAGUUUGGUAUAUUGCACUGAAUGCAGACUCCACAUCUGUCUUACAUGUAUCAGCUUUAACCAGGUACUUUCUGUGCGUUAUAGAAUAGAUUUUAAUGAUUGUGUAGCAUGUACAUUCUUUACUAUUGCCGCUGUGACAUCCUCGUGACAGUGGAGAUGAUGGCCCUGGAUGUGCUGUAUAGCUUGCUGUUGCUACCUGUUCCCGGUCUUGUCAGUUCCCAGGCCAAUAUACAUUCAGAAUGUCUAUGGUCUGAUCUGUGUUCAUUACAGCCCACUUGGAAGGCUUCUGGAGAAAAAGUAUACUCUAGACUCUUCUGUGCUCCCAGCCACACUUGGCUUUGAGAGGCAAAUGGCAGAGCUCCUCCCAAGGAUCAGAUUGUUCAUAAAUUUAUACCUGUGUGGUUUUUAUACAUGUGUCUCUCAAAAAUGCAGAUAUUUAUUAAAACUACAGCCAUGUUAGAGCUCACCACUUCAGUAUCAAGAGCAAUCACGCAGCUCAUAUCCAAGAGUAAUCUCAAAGGGACAGUGGCGGUAAGGACAGCGUCUGAGUUCAUUUCUCAUUGCUGUAGGAGGAUGCUGAGUCGGAAGCAACUUAAGGGAGUCACGGUUUGUUUGGGCUUGUACUUCAGAAUGCAGUCCGUUGUGGCGGGGAAAGCACAGCUGUGGUGCAUGACGCCAGCCCAUCUCCCUGCCUCAGUAGUCUGGGAAUAAAGAACAGGGAGUGGGACAAGGUUAUGAACACUCACAGCCCUCCCCCCAGUGACACACUUCCUCUAAACAGGCUCUGCCUCCUAAAGGUUCCAUAACCUUCCCAAACAGCACCAGCAGUGGGGUGGGGAGCGGGACAAGGGUUCAAAUACAGGAGCCUAUCGAGGACAUUUCUCAUUCAAUAACAAACAGCAGGCUCUUCGGGGGUGGAUGGGCCCUGUUGGGUUUUAAGGCUUCUGAACGCCCUUCAUUGGGAAGACGGGGGAGAGGAGUCUGAACUCUAACGGUCACUCAUUGACCUGAAAGUUUUAUCUUAAAUAUUUUCAAGCACUUUAAAAUCUCUUCCUUUUAGUUCUAAGCUUCAGUUCCACGUUGCCGUCCUUCGUAGAGGAAGGUCCCAUCCACUGUGCUCCAUUUCUACCCAAGUCCCCACUUAGUGUCUGUUACUUAAAGUCCUUACGGAAAAUGAAUCUUAGCACGCAAAUGUGGAUGAGUUCUCCGGGAGUCUCCAAAGCAGGGCAGAGUUCAGCAGAGAGAGAGAGAACAGAUGAGGCUAAGAUGAGGCAUCCUUGGGUUGGAGAAGGAAUGACUGGGGCUGAUUCAGCUCCCUGACUUAGGUUAAGGAGCUCUGAGGCAGGAGCAUUGUACCGUAUGGCAGGGCAGCCUUGGCAUCAGGGAGGCACAGCUCCAGGGGAGGCAGGGGCCGGGCUUCUCAAGAACGCCAAGGUCCAAGGAACACUGAACUUUGGCCCACUUCGUUGGUGCCCCUUGGGAGCCAUUGGGCUUGACCUUGUGAAGGGAACCUCCAUAACGGCAUAAUAGCAGGAACUUGCAGCUGAAUUCCAUAGGAUGUGGAUCUGGCCCUCUGCCUGCCUUCAUUCACAGGGACACGUUCCCCUGUCGCCGGUGCGCAUGACCACAAACUCUAAUGCACACACAAAUUCAUACACAGACCCCCAUAAACCGACAGAGGCAUGCAGGAACAUGUGUGCACAGGCAUGCACAUGCACAUAUACACACAUAGGCUCCUAUGAACACACGUGUACACCCAAAUCCACAGGCAGACAUGGACAGCUGUUUUCCUGAGAACUGCCACAUCUCUGCCCCAAAUGAAUCACUCAUUCUUUAAAAUUCCCUAAAGGAAGUUUGCUAGUUUGUAAAUGCAAGAUUCAGCAGGGGGCCAUUGAUCUCGGGACAGACAUGUGCACAUCCGCACCAACAUUAACACACACAGAGGCCCUCAGUCUUUCAAGGCACAGCAUUGGUUUCCAGAAAAGGCGGCUGGAGAUAUGGCUGGGUGGUUCAGAAUGUACGCAACUCCUACAGAGGAAUCCCAAGUUCUGUUCCUAGCACCCAUGUUGGACGGCUCAUCACCACCUGUAGCUCCAGCUGAGGGGAGUCUGUUGGCCUCCUCUUGACUUUGAGGGUACUUACACAUACAUAUCCCCCAGAAAAUCUAUGUGACAAAAUUCGGAGGAGCACUUAGUGGGUUUUCUGCUCACAAGUCCACAUUGACCUUUACUAUAAAAUAAUGUAGUACACAAAACUGUAACAGAUGGAAGCACACGGAUCUGUUCACUGUGUGAAAGCCAGAGCCUGCACCCAGUUCUGCAGCAGCAAGGGGCACUGACUGGCAGAGAGUGUUCAGUGACUCAGAUGCCAACAGAAGCCUGUUCACUUUGCUAAGAGAGUGCACCCUGCUGGCAGCAUUCUCCAUGCCUUUUAUUGUGUAAAGUAAAUUCCAAGGGCUCCAACUUUCUUCCCUUAAUGGGCUUUCCAUCAAGGCAGUUUCUUGCAAGAUCUAUGCUAAUGUUUUGGGGGUUGUGAAGUUGGAGGAUCCAAGACCACAGGAUCAAUACACAGCGAUGUUCUCAGGGACUACUCUAAGCGUCAUCCAGCAUCUCCCAGGGUGUAGGUCAAGAAAGGAGGAAGUGAAGAAAUGCAUGGGAAGCCAGAGGCUUUUGUGAUUUGUGCAGAGCCCCCCAGAGAGGUCUGUGUCAGGAGAAAAUGUACACGGAGAUAAGAAAGAAUACAACAGCCAGUCAGGGAGGAGGGAGACACGGAGGAGUUAAUCCCAGGUGAGUGGAGCAGAAAGUCGCAGCCAGUUAGGAAGACAGAAGAAAAUUACAUGAGCUGUUUAUGCAGAGAUUAAGCGUUUUAUCUGUGGCACGUAGAGGUGCCAUGAUAAGGGACGCUUGCACCCCAAAGAGAAAACCAGUGACCCAGGCCAAUAGAAGCCUGGUUCCUUCAGCGUCCACAAGGGAGGAGCUUAGAGCAGACAUCUAUUUCUUGAUUAUUUUUAAAGACAACAGAAAUGGCAUUUCUAUUGCAAUCAGAUGCCAUGGGUAUCUCGAAUUUUAACUCAGAGUUUAAACCAUGUCCUACUAACAUGUCAGUGAUGCUUUCCUUCCCGAUAAUAAAAUAGCUAAUGAUUUACCGAA